Molecule: messenger RNA, 1599 nt
Organism: Tripterygium wilfordii
Lineage: Eukaryota; Viridiplantae; Streptophyta; Magnoliopsida; Celastrales; Celastraceae
Product: serine carboxypeptidase-like 51
Exons: 13
Coding region: 94-1452 (452 amino acids)
Biological process (GO): proteolysis
Molecular function (GO): serine-type carboxypeptidase activity
Source: RefSeq, a predicted model, not a curated record
GCCUACCAUACCAAAAGUACCGAGUGAAGAAAUUUAUACACUCACUCCUCUUCACUGAGUGGCUUGUUCGUUCUGUGGAAGUGUCUUUUUUGGAUGGAGGCGUUCCGUGUAUUUUUUGUUCUGUCUCUUCUUAUCUUUGUCUUUCUGUGUAAUGGAGGAACAUCCAGCAGAAGAACUGGGAGAACCGAGGAUGGAUUGGAGGAGUGGGGUUAUGUCGAAGUUAGACCCAAAGCGCAUUUGUUUUGGUGGUUCUAUAGAAGUCCUUACAGAGUUGAAGAACCCACCAAACCCUGGCCAAUCGUUCUCUGGUUGCAGGGUGGACCUGGCACGUCAGGUAUUGGUUGUGGGGAUUUUCAGGAAAUUGGGCCUCUGGAUGACAACUUAAAGCCAAGGAAUUCAACUUGGUUGCAAAAAGCUGAUCUCUUGUUUGUUGAUAAUCCAGUUGGAACUGGAUUCAGUUACGUGGAGGACACAAAGCUGCUUGUGAAAACUGAGGAAGAGGCAGCAAUUGAUAUGACUAAAUUGUUGGAGGAGAUAUUCAACAGAAAUGAGAGCCUGCAAAAGAGUCCUUUGUACGUUGUAGCAGAGUCUUACGGAGGAAAGUUUGCAGUCACCCUUGGAUUAGCGGCCCUGAAAGCCAUUGAAGCUGGCAAGUUAAAGCUUAAUCUUGGAGGAGUGGCAUUGGGCGAUAGUUGGAUUUCCCCUGCAGAUUUUGUGCUAUCUUGGGGUCCCCUUCUCGAAGAUGUUUCGCGGCUUGACGAGAAUGGUUUAAAGAAAUCGAAUAGCCUAGCUCAGCAAAUUAAUCAGCAAAUCAGCGAAGGUCGUUAUCUUGAUGCAAAGAAUUCUUGGAAUGAACUUACUGGGGUGAUUAGAUCUAGCAGCGACUAUGUGGAUUUUUACAAUUUUCUUCUGGAUUCCUCAAUGGACCUGUUGUUUCCAAUAGAACGAGGAUUAUCUACAGGAAUUGCAAUGAAUAAAUACUCUAGAUACCUGAGUUCCAUAGGCCCCGAAGAUAUAGUUAUCGUGAUGAAUGGUGAAAUUAGGAAGAAGCUUAAGAUAAUCCCCGCUAAUGUUAUAUGGGUAAGGAAGGCUGUUGAUGUUGACUCGAUGUUGGCUGGAGAUUUUAUGAGACCAAGGAUUAAUGAGGUUGAUGAGCUCCUAAAGAAGGGGGUCAAUGUGACUGUGUACAGUGGCCAACUUGACCUUCUUUGUUCAACAAGGGGGACUGAAGCUUGGAUUAAGAAACUCAAGUGGGAAGGGCUUCAAAGCUUUUUGAGUAUGGACAGGACUCCACUGUUUUGUGGGGAAGAGAAGAUUACGAAAGGAUUCACCAAGUCUUAUAAAAAUCUACAUUUUUAUUGGAUUCUUGGAGCAGGCCACUUUGUGCCAUCGGAUCAACCCUGCAUUGCAUUAGCCAUGGCGGUUGCAAUCACACAGUCUCCUGCUGGGUGAUUGGGUGAAGAUCCUGUGGAUUUCGGAAGCGAUAAUAAUGACUUGAUUAAGAUCAAAAUACACUAAAUCAUUCUGCAUUACCAAUUUUUCAUUGUCAGCCAAGCUUUAAUAUUUUCUAUUGCAUAAUAAAGUACUCAAAUCCAACAA